This is a messenger RNA of Hymenoscyphus albidus, 1284 nucleotides long. The record is from the annotation of a GenBank genome assembly. Lineage: Eukaryota; Fungi; Ascomycota; Leotiomycetes; Helotiales; Helotiaceae.
AUGACAGACUCGACAAGCCAAAACAUCAAAGAUCUCCAAGAUUUUUUUGACGACUACCCAGACCUACCGCCCCCAACUCAGUCUGCUUCCGCGAACCUACAAAUGUUCCCAAAAGUAACCACACGGAAGAAUGAAUCAACCGGCAAGAAUGGUCGACCAAUCAUCACUUUCGGAGUUGAGCUCGAGAUGACAAUAGCAUGGAUCUACCCUAACGACACCGAUCCUGAACCUGAAGAUCCACGUAUAGUUAAGGGUAUUGUUGUGGAAAAUGUGGAUUCCUCCCUCAUAAGAGUACAAGUCUACAAGCAUAUUAUGAACACCCUACGGAAAGCCGGCAUUAGAUGUUUAUCUGAUUGGGGCUUUGAGGCCGUUUUGGGCGAGAAAGAAACAUAUUGGCUCAUCAAAGACGAUGGGAGUAUUUAUCCUCCAACUCGACCAUAUGACCAAAGGGAUGAUUAUCAAUUCAUAGGCGUCGAAAUUACCUCACCACCCUUCUACUCCUGCGAAGACGCGCGUGCGCAGGCUGCCGUUGUUUACGAUAUCCUCACGAGCAAUUAUCGUGUUUCAUGUCCGGAGUCGACGGGUAUGCAUGUGCAUGUGGGACUAGGAUUGCGAAAUGGGGUUGAGAAAGCAUGGAAUACAAGGGUUCUAGCGAACCUGAUGGCAGUGCUCUGGGUAUUCGAAGAUCGCCUGGACUUGAUCCACCCACAGAGGCGACGAACCGGAGGAUACAGCAAUUUGUAUUGUCCUUAAUUAAGAGAAGCGGCAGUCCUUGGAGAAUCACUAAAAGAGAGCCCCAACUGGAAGCGAGAGGGUCUAGAGAGUAUCCUGGAGCUAAAAGACGAAAAAGACUGCAUGGAAAUCAGGAAAUUGCUUUCUUUCAAAGGCGGUAUCAACCGCGUAAACUACAACAUCAGAAACCUCGCAGACAAUGUCAAAAGGGGCAGGACCAUCGAAUACCGUCAAAAUGAGGGCACUCUCCACGGUAAGAGGGUUAGCGCCUGGGUUAAGGUAUGUGCGGGACUUGUGGAGUUUGCGCUUACAGUUGAUCAGGACAAAUUGGAAGAUUUCCUUAGGCGGUGUGUGGAUGACGCACCCGAAGACUAUACCGUUAUAGAUCUACUAAUAGCUAUUGGCAGCUCAGACGUAGCGGAGUUCUACGCCUAUAGAUUUCGUGACAAUGACCCUACUCAAACCCCCCCAACACCGUCUCCCCUAGACACGCCUCCUAGGGAUGCCUCGCCCCCCGGAGAGGUGUAUACUUUCUAUAUACUGGGGAUGUAA